Molecule: messenger RNA, 1798 nt
Organism: Sitodiplosis mosellana (orange wheat blossom midge)
Lineage: Eukaryota; Metazoa; Arthropoda; Insecta; Diptera; Cecidomyiidae
Product: zinc finger protein 449-like
Exons: 6
Coding region: 204-1616 (470 amino acids)
Source: RefSeq, a predicted model, not a curated record
UAGACAUGAACCAAAUUGGUUGACAGUUCAUUUUUCAACUUGAACAAACGUCAAACAUUAUUGUUAUUCCACUAUUUCUCAAAGAGGUAAACAAAUGUGUUACUUCAAAGCAACGAAAUAAAAUCGCCUGUAAUGUUGUUUUGUUUUAAAGUGUUUUCUUCACAACUCGAAGUUUCAAACAAUUACUAAAAAAAAAAUUCAAAAUGAGCGGAGUUUGUUAUGUGUGUAAUAAAAAUCCACCAAAUUUAUUGGUUCUCGUUAAAUUGAAAACACAAUACUCGCAAAAGUCAUUCAUUGAAAUCAUCAACGAAAUUUUGGACGAUUUCACAUCUCGUCGACAAAUUCACGAUGCAUCGAAUUGCAUUUGUGUGACUUGUUUUGGUCUGAUCCAAGGUUAUGAUUUGCAUAGUUCGUCGGCCGAAGCACGGAAACAGAUGCUGCGGAAAAUGUUGGUUAAAGCCGAAGAUUUAAAUUUGAAACGCAAUAAAAAUACCGCCAUUAAACGAACGUAUGAGAAAAUGAGCACGAAUGAAGCCAAUCCAACAAUGCCAAAAUGCUCGAAUAGUGAGCCGGAUAAAAUCAUCCGACUGUCGGCGCCAAAUGGAAAACUCAGAGUGUUAAAGAUGGUUCCAAAGCCCAACGCACUUAAGCCAAUUGCAUUGAAUCCUACUGUAUCCAAACCAGAAACAACGGAACCGAAUAAAAAAUUGAAAUUGUUCAAGGUGGUAUUUAAACCAAACGCACCUAAGCCUGUGAUAUUGAAGCCACCCAUGCCUGAACCAAUGCUGCAGGAACCAGAACUGGAGAAACCAAUUAAACUAGAACUAAUGGAUCCAAUCCUACACACACCAAAACCAAUGGAAGAAAUUGAAAUGAGUCAAUCGCAAUGUGUCACCGUGGUGGAUCCACCAAAGUUUCCAUCCCAAAAUGUUGCCAAAUAUGUUGAGAGAAAAAAACCCAAUCGACCAAAAAAGUACAGGAAAAAAUGCUUCCAAGCCAAAUGCGACAUUUGUGACCGAAAAUUUGUCGAUAAAAAAGAAUUCAAGAAACAUCAAGAGUGGCACCAAAGAAAUCCCGGAUGGUGUUGUUCCAUCUGCAGUUUUCUACUUUCUGAUAAAGAAUCGCUGUUGAGUCAUGAGAAAUUACAUGUUGGCCGCCCUAAAUUGGAAUGUGUAAUUUGUGGAAAGAUGACACAUAAAAUAAGAUCACACACUGAAAUACACGGUGAAAAGCGAUAUAUAUGCGAAUACUGUGGAAAGGGAUUCACUACUGAAUAUGCAAUGCAAGGGCACCAAAAGUUUCACACUAAAGAAUGGAAAGGUGAAUGCGAUACUUGCGGUCAUGUUUGCUAUGCCCGAAAUAAUCUAGUGGCUCAUUUGAAGUUGCACUUGAAUAGGCGACCGUACACUUGCUCUCACUGUGGCUUUUCAUUCAAACGAAGAGACAAUCUGAGAAUCCAUGAGAGACGACACACUGAAGAUACCAAAACUUUGAAGUGUACCAUGUGCUCAGCGAAGUUUGAGCAUAAAUUUUAUCUCAAACAACACAUGCAGAGGAAGCAUCAAAUCGAAAAUCUCACCGGAGCACCAUUCGUCCCGAUGAAUGGCAGUCAAUGAAUAAGAUAGGCUACCAUUGGUAGCGCAAAUUAUGAAAUUCAUAUUGAUACCAUCAACAUUUACGAAAAAUAGACUAUCUGCAUAAGAAAUGCAGUGUGUGCAGAACGUAAACUUUUACUGAGAAGAAGACUGUUUGGACGAAAAGACAAUGAGCUAUGAAUAAAAAUUAUAAGGAAAGAAAA